AUGCAAAUCCUGCACACUGACACUACACCAGAAACCUUGAACUCUAAUGAGAAGAUCUUGCUGUUUCUGGGAUGCUCCAGGUUUUGGUUGUGCAUCUCAUGGAUAUAUUCCAUUUUUUUAAUAUUUUAUCCCAAUUACCUUUAUGUUCACACCAUAUUUCAACUACUUGAUAGUGCUCAUAGCUUUUUUAAGUGUUCCAACUUGUGGCUUUCUACUUCACUUUGUGUCUUUUAUUGCAUAAAAAUUGCCAAUUUCAGGAACAGUUUCUUCAUCUACCUGAAAGUAAAUGACAGGAUUGUGCCCUGCCUCUUGCUGGGAUCGGUGCUGUUCUCCCUGGUUAUUGGAGCCCACUGUCUACGACAUCCACGGAUAUAUAAGCUCGGUAACAACUUCAAUUUCACCUGCCAAGGAAGGAUUUUGAAAGCAAGUAUCACAAUAGAUCAACAUUUUUUGCCUCAUUAUUUUAUCAUUGGUUUAGGAUAUGCCAUUUUGUUCACAGCAGUCAUCUUGUCUGCCCUUCUCCUUCUCUUUUCCCUCUGGAGACACAAACGCAACAUGCAGACAAACUCCAUGAAGGACCUCAGCGUGGAUGCCCACAUCAAAGCCAUGAAAUCCAUUCUCUCCUUCUUCAUAAUGUACAGCAUCAACUUUAUAUGUUUGAUCUUGACUCUAAUUUAUGCAAUGAAGAAUGCAAAUGAUGCGAUAUUUUUAAUUUACUUAAUUCAAUACACUUUUCCAGGUCUUCAUUCCCUUGUUCUGAUUUUCAGUAAUCCCCAGUCUGGAAAAGAGGACUGCUAG
Messenger RNA from Chiroxiphia lanceolata (lance-tailed manakin), 798 nucleotides. Its product is annotated as taste receptor type 2 member 40-like. Gene Ontology annotation, biological process: detection of chemical stimulus involved in sensory perception of bitter taste; sensory perception of taste; G protein-coupled receptor signaling pathway. The record is from RefSeq and is a predicted model, not a curated record. NCBI's taxonomy places the organism in Eukaryota, Metazoa, Chordata, Aves, Passeriformes, Pipridae. Gene Ontology annotation, molecular function: G protein-coupled receptor activity; bitter taste receptor activity. Gene Ontology annotation, cellular component: membrane.